CUUCCGAGUCCGCCAAUCCCGGCGUUGGGCAAGCGUGGCCUGGUAUCCGCAGCUCUGGAGGUUCGCGCGGGAGUGGGGGGGUGAAGGCGGAAGUGGCGGCGCCGGGUCCGGGAGUGGAAAGGAGCUGAGGCUGCAGCCCAAGUGGAGCGGCUGCCAGCCGAGGAGCAGGCGCGGCCGCGGCGCCAUAUUGCGGCCCUCAGCGGUCGCCACUGAGCCAUGGCCGAGACCUACGACUUCCUCUUCAAAUUCCUGGUGAUUGGCAGUGCUGGAACUGGCAAAUCAUGUCUCCUCCAUCAGUUCAUUGAGAAUAAGUUCAAACAGGACUCCAACCACACCAUUGGCGUGGAGUUUGGAUCCAGGGUGGUCAACGUUGGGGGGAAGACUGUGAAGCUCCAGAUCUGGGACACUGCCGGCCAGGAGCGCUUUCGGUCGGUGACGCGAAGUUAUUACCGAGGGGCAGCUGGAGCCCUGCUGGUGUACGACAUCACCAGCCGAGAGACAUACAACUCACUAGCUGCAUGGCUGACUGAUGCCCGGACGCUGGCCAGUCCCAACAUCGUGGUCAUCCUCUGUGGCAACAAGAAGGAUCUGGAUCCUGAGCGUGAGGUUACUUUCUCGAGGCCCUCCCGCUUUGCCCAGGAGAACGAGCUGAUGUUCCUGGAGACCAGCGCUCUCACGGGUGAGAACGUGGAAGAAGCGUUCCUGAAGUGCGCGCGCACCAUCCUCAACAAGAUCGACUCAGGUGAACUAGACCCCGAGAGGAUGGGCUCAGGCAUUCAGUAUGGUGAUGUAUCUCUUCGCCAGCUGCGGCAGCCUCGCAGCGCCCAGGCCGUGGCUCCUCAGCCUUGUGGCUGCUGAGACCUGCAGAGUCAGCCAGCUCACCUGUUCUCCUGGACCAGCCCUACCCGAAGGCUGGGGCCCAAAACCAGGCCCUAAGAGGAUAGGCCCCAAUCUGCCCUGGCCCCAGAAAAGCUACCCCAUCUCUCAUCCCCCCCCCUUCCCAGGCCUGGUGGGGCCUGGCUUUGGGGCAAGAUUGAGCCACAGGGGGAAGGGGGAACCCACACCUGCUGCUGUUUCCUCUGACUUGGCUAACUCUAUUCCCCCUAAACCCGUAACCAUAUCCUGAAGAACUCCCAGAGCUUGAGACCAGGGCCACUCGGCCCCACCUUCCUGCCUGGCCCUGCUGUUGCAAGUCUGUGUUAUUUAUUACCUGGAGGCCUGCUCCAUCCUGUUCCAGCCCUCCAUAAAGCAUUGUUUACACCUGU
Molecule: messenger RNA, 1265 nt
Organism: Arvicola amphibius (Eurasian water vole)
Lineage: Eukaryota; Metazoa; Chordata; Mammalia; Rodentia; Cricetidae
Gene: Rab4b
Product: RAB4B, member RAS oncogene family
Exons: 8
Coding region: 217-858 (213 amino acids)
Biological process (GO): regulation of endocytosis; Rab protein signal transduction
Cellular component (GO): endosome
Molecular function (GO): GTP binding; GTPase activity
Source: RefSeq, a predicted model, not a curated record